AUGAGAACAAAUGGCAACGAACUAAAAGAUGUUCAAGUUGUUGAAAAGAUCUUAAGGUCUUUAGACUCAAAGUUUGGUUUCAUAGUUGUGGCGAUCGAGGAAUCAAAAGAUUUGGAGGUGAUGGUUGUGGAAGAGCUUAUGGGAUCCCUUCAAGCAUAUGAGCAAAGAAUAUUGAAGGAAAGUGAAGGAAGAACUUUGGAGCAAGCACUCCAAGCCAAACUAUCAUUCAAGCAUAAUGAAUCAUCAAGAGGAGGUCCUCAACGAGAAAGGGCCUCUACAUGGAGAGGAAGAGGUGGUCGUACUUCUAACUCCAAUUGGCACACUCAAAAUCAGAAUGACGGAAAUGAAGGACAUGGACAUGGAAGAGGUCGUGGUGGAAGCCGAGGUCAUGGUCGUGGACGAGGUAGAAACACUAGAUGGAGAUAUGAUAAAACUAAAUCUCAAUGUUGUAUUUGCAAGAAGUACGGUCAUCACUAUAAUGAAUGUUGGUAUAACACUAACAACGGAGAAGAACAAGUGAACCUUGUCAAUAAGGAGGUGGACAAUGAAGGACCAGUAUUGUUGAUGGCAUGCGAUGGGCCAGAAUCUGUCCAACCUAUUACAUGGUCCUAG
Molecule: messenger RNA, 612 nt
Organism: Zingiber officinale
Lineage: Eukaryota; Viridiplantae; Streptophyta; Magnoliopsida; Zingiberales; Zingiberaceae
Exons: 1
Coding region: 1-612 (203 amino acids)
Source: RefSeq, a predicted model, not a curated record